Molecule: messenger RNA, 1701 nt
Organism: Procambarus clarkii (red swamp crayfish)
Lineage: Eukaryota; Metazoa; Arthropoda; Malacostraca; Decapoda; Cambaridae
Source: RefSeq, a predicted model, not a curated record
AUGCUCUGCGUCACGCGGGAUUACCAGCGUCACGCAGGAUGCUCUGCGUCACGAGGGAUUACCAGCGUCACGCAGGAUGCUCUGCGUCAUGCGGGAUGGCCUGCGUCACGCGGGAUGCCCUGCGUCACGCGGGAUGCCCUGCGUCACUCGGGAUGCCCUGCGUCACGCGGGAUGGCCUGCGUCACGCGGGAUGGCCUGCGUCACUCGGGAUGCCCUGCGUCACUCGGGAUGCCCUGCGUCACACGGGAUGGCCUGCGUCACUCGGGAUGCCCUGCGUCACUCGGGAUGCCCUGCGUCACGCGGGAUGGCCUGCGUCACGCGGGAUGCCCUGCGUCACUCGGGAUGCCCUGCGUCACGCGGGAUGGCCUGCGUCACUCGGGAUGCUCUGCGUCACGAGGGAUUACCAGCGUCACGCAGGAUGCUCUGCGUCAUGCGGGAUGGCCUGCGUCACGCGGGAUGCCCUGCAUCACGCGGGAUGCCCUGCGUCACUCGGGAUGCCCUGCGUCACUCGGGAUGCCCUGCGUCACGCGGGAUGGCCUGCGUCACUCGGGAUGCCCUGCGUCACGCGGGAUGCUCUGCGUCACGCGGGAUGCCCUGCGUCACGCGGGCUGCCCUGCGUCACGCGGGCUGCCAUGCGUCACACGGGAUGGCCUGCGUCACGCGGGAUGGCCUGCGUCGCGCGGGCUGCCAUGCGUCACACGGGAUGCCCUGCGUCACGCGGGAUGCCCUGCGUCACGCGGGAUGGCCUACGUCACACGGGAUGCCCUGCGUCACGCGGGAUGCCCUGCGUCACGCGGGAUGGCCUGCGUCACGCGGGAUGGCCUGCGUCACGCGGGAUGCCCUGCGUCACGCGGGAUGGCCUACGUCACACGGGAUGCCCUGCGUCACGCGGGAUGCCCUGCGUCACACGGGAUGGCCUGCGUCACGCGGGAUGCCCUGCGUCACGCGGGAUGGCCUACGUCACACGGGAUGCCCUGCGUCACGCGGGAUGCCCUGCGUCACACGGGAUGGCCUGCGUCACGCGGGAUGCCCUGCGUCACGCGGGCUGCCCUGCGUCACUCGGGAUGCCCUGCGUCACGCGGGAUGCCCUGCGUCACGCGGGAUGGCCUACGUCACACGGGAUGCCCUGCGUCACGCGGGAUGCCCUGCGUCACACGGGAUGGCCUGCGUCACGCGGGAUGCCCUGCGUCACGCGGGCUGCCAUGCGUCACACGGGAUGCCCUGCGUCACGCGGGAUGCCCUGCGUCACGCGGGAUGGCCUGCGUCACACGGGAUGGCCUGCGUCACGCGGGAUGGCCUGCGUCACACGGGAUGGCCUGCGUCACGCGGGAUGGCCUGCGUCACACGGGAUGGCCUGCGUCACGCGGGAUGCCCUGCGUCACGCGGGCUGCCAUGCGUCACACGGGAUGCCCUGCGUCACGCGGGAUGCCCUGCGUCACGCGGGAUGCCCUGCGUCGCGCAGGCUGCCCUGCGUCACACGGGAUGCCCUGCGUCACGCGGGAUGCCCUGCGUCACGCGGGAUGGCCUGCGUCACACGGGAUGGCCUGCGUCACACGGGAUGGCCUGCGUCACACGGGAUGGCCUGCGUCACGCGGGAUGGCCUGCGUCACACGGGAUGGCCUGCGUCACGCAGGCUGCCUUGCGUCACAACAAAGGUCUUGGAAGGACCGAAACGUCGUCAUGGUCAGGGGAUCUCGGUAG